Messenger RNA from Protopolystoma xenopodis, 477 nucleotides. Lineage: Eukaryota; Metazoa; Platyhelminthes; Monogenea; Polystomatidea; Polystomatidae. The record is from the annotation of a GenBank genome assembly.
AGCAUCACUAAUCUGUUCAGUGCCCUAAAACUUGUCAGGCUCCUUCGACUCUGGCGAGUGCUGCGCAAGUUAGACCAAUAUCUUGAGUACGUGGCCGCCUUGCUACUCAUCAUGAUAGCCUGCUUCAUUCUGCUAGCGCAUUGGCUCGCCUGCGUCUGGUACAGUGUUGGUAUGCACGACCUUGACUCCCGGGUGUAUCAUGGCUGGAUUUCACAUCUCGUCAAUGACACAAUCGGUCCAGUGGAUUGGCCAAGGGCGGCGAGGCAUGGCCCCCUACGAGAAAGUCUGCCUGGGGAGUCCAUGCUCUACAUAACAGCUCUCUACUUCACGUUGUCCCUCAUUACCAGCAUCGGUUUCGGCAAUGUUGCUGCAAACACGGAAGCCGAGAAAGCUGUUUCAGUAGUCUUCAUGCUUAUUGGAGGUAUCAUGUUGUUUGGCCUCAGCUUAGACAUUUAUCAAACGUCUCUAUUUCUAUGA